AAAAAACGAAAAGGUGGCGAAAUACAUAAUAUGUUGUAAUGUCAUGUCGUCUAUUGUAAUUUUUGAUUGAAAAAUACUUUAAAAAAAAACCUUUAGAGGGUUUUGAGAAUGUCUUAUUUGUGUGUUUUCAGUAAUUUUACGUAACGUGAUAUUUUUGAUUACUGUGUAUUUUCGUAGGUGAGUUACACCGUAAUGUGAUAAGUUAUGAUUAUCAAAUUGAUAUUGGGCUGUUUGUGUAAAGGCAGGCUAGGCGCCAAACAAACUUAUGCCUUGCGGAGAUGGUUAUUAUAUUGCGUUUUUAUAUGCAAGCCUGUCUUGGUAGGCAGGCUGAGAUCUUAAGAACAGUGAAAACGACAACCUAGGACAAAUAAAAUGAUUUUCACAUCGAAAGUUUUUCGACGUUAAAAUUACAAUUUUUACCAAAACUUUAAGUGUAAAAAGUAGAAUCUUUACUCUCGAGGCAAACCACCUAUAUAAAUGAUAAAAAUAUGAGCAAAAACUACUUAAUACUGUUAACUCUUUAGCGCGUUAUCUGUCUAAUACAUUUUAUAUUGUUUAGAGAAUGCCAAUGGCAGUGAAAAGGUUUAUUUGUAAUCUUCUGCUUCUGUUGAAUAUUUAUGCAAUUUCAGAGACGUUAUCUUGGAAGGUUUGGCUAAAGAACUCCACGAAACAGCAUCAAAAUAUUUCAUGCGAGAGGGGUAUCUUCACAAAAACUUACGUGGAUAAAGACUUGUUCUUCCAUGAAGCCUCGAUGAAGCAACUUCAACAGAAAUGUUCAUCGCGUUCUUUUUUGUGCAACAGUGCGAAAAUUCAAUUGCAAUUUAUGACAGAUGAGCACACGUCGGUGCCACAUACAAAUAUAAUUAUUUUAAACCUUUCAACCAAUGAAAAUCAAGAUUGUUGGGGAUAUAUUGCAGAAGUCCAAGGUUCGUCACACAUUUCAUUUCAAUACAUAAAUGUCUACAAAAAGGCAUCAAGAAUUGAACUUAUUAAAAAAGUGGAGUUUAAUUCUACAUAUGUAAUCAGCAUCACCUCCAUACCUGCAAAUAUUAAAGCACAACUUACGCUGAACGUACCAAACCAAUGUGAAGUAGACGCGCUGCUGGAAUUGCAUCAUAAUUUUCCAUCACUAAUUGACUCAACAUGUCAUGUAAAGAAACUUCAAAAUCAAUACAGUGCAUUUUCCCAAAAGAGACGCAUUGCCAAACAGCUCUGCAACAUACAUCCAGAAUCUGGUCAGGAUAGGUUUAAAGCUUUGCAAAAUGUCAGACGAACUUAUUGUGAUUAUAAUUUGGAAGGUUUUAAUAACAAAAACAAAAAUGAGGAGGAGGACAAAAAUAUCUUCAAUGUUGAUAUUCCACUAGCCUUUGUCAUCCUUUCGCUCACAUUGAUCAUUUUAAGCAUUACAUUUGUAAAAAUGUUUAAACAUAUCUCCAUAAAAUUGUUUUCCAAUAUGAGAAGUUCAAGUACUCUACUCUUAGAGGAAAAGAAUGUGCGUUCAGUGUUGAUUCUUCAUCGGUCUGGUUGUGAUAUUCUAGAAAGAUUUCUUCGUGAUUUUGCCUACAUUCUCACCAUCCAUGACAUUGAAGUGCGAACGACAUUGUUAGAGCAAUCAACCUUAGAUUCUGCAGGUGGAAUAGCUUCAUUCCUGCAGAGAAAUAUCCAAUCCUGUGACUAUAUAUUGAUUUUAAUUACAGAGCAAAGAAAAGAACCUCCUUUACUGAAGCAUAAACCGUACGAAUUUGCUCUUCAAAUCAUCAGUGGAAUAGCAUUAAAUACCAAUAAUUGUUCUAGAUAUUUCCCACUUUACUUAUCCUCUUACCAAGAGACAGUGAGCUGGUUUCCAAGUUUUUUACUUGCUGCUAAACAUAAAGGAUUUAAAAUACCUGACGAACUGGAAAAACUAUUGAGAGUGCUGAAUGGUAAAAUAAGCAACCCAGAUAACAAACACGUCAUUAUUCUCAACAGGAUGAAAACGCUAGCAAAAAAGAUGAAAGAAAAGGAACACUUGUGCUGCUUUCGAGACAAAUGCGAUAAGGGUAAACGAUUUAUCAGUGCAAGCAGCUUGUGUUCGGUUUGGCAAUCCGUUGAUUCUAUAUGCAGCAGAGUAUUAAAUGAGAGAAUAAAUUUAGAGACAGACGUUAUGUCACAUGCGUCGCAGAUCUCAAGCAACAGUCACACAUAUAAAUGGAACAGUGUGUAUAAUUUAAAGACACAUGUUAUCUAACAAGAGUUCUGCAAAGAAUUUAAAAGUGAGAGAGCUUAACAAGUCAUGUAUAAAAUUGAUUUAGCUGAUAUUUUUUACUUUUUGUAUUUAUUUAUUCACUUAUUCACUUACUUA
Hydractinia symbiolongicarpus is the source of this 2341-nucleotide messenger RNA. RefSeq lists its product as uncharacterized. The transcript has 12 exons. Bases 563 to 2227 code for a protein of 554 amino acids. The record is from RefSeq and is a predicted model, not a curated record. NCBI's taxonomy places the organism in Eukaryota, Metazoa, Cnidaria, Hydrozoa, Anthoathecata, Hydractiniidae.